UUAGUAGUAUUUAAGCGAUUUAAUCUACAAUUUUUCUUCGAUAAAGGUGAAAUCCUCGCCAAUCACCAAAUCAUCAGCAUAGUCAUCAGCUACCUCACAGUGCACCAACUCACCACAACCAUCACCUCAGCUAUACCAUUGCCCACAAUUGAGUCCUUAGGCACAGCACAGGCAUUGGACUACGCACAACAACCCAACGAAGUGUUGCCCAUACAACCACUACUACUCUACCCGUUGCCACGAAAUUUACAACUGCAAGGUCGCGAAUUGGAUGAUGAUGAUGAUGAUGGCAAUAAUAUAAUUUAUGUGAAAUUAUUGAAGCGUAAAGCCUAUCGGCCAACCAAGCAACAUCUGAACGGUUUGGAUGGUGAGAACAAUGAGCCGCGUGAACUUACCAUGAAGGAUAUAUUCUAUGUGAAGGCGUUGGCCAAUGGUCAAUUUAGUCAUCAACGUCUUAAAUUAUAUCGAUUGCCCGAAUUUUAUGCGAUAAGCGUAUUCCGUAGUAAAGGUGCGAAAUUGUGAACAGCUGUUUUGGUGAAUUAAAUAAUAGAAAUUAAAAGAAUAAAUAAUAGUAUGUAGAGAAUCAUCAGUAUAUACAUAAGUAAGAUUCGUUAAAAUAGUCACUAAACAUUUUUAGUUGUUUUUGUAUUUUAUAGCUAUUUUUUUUUUGGUGAUUAAAUUUAAGUGCCACUG
Molecule: messenger RNA, 693 nt
Organism: Ceratitis capitata (Mediterranean fruit fly)
Lineage: Eukaryota; Metazoa; Arthropoda; Insecta; Diptera; Tephritidae
Exons: 2
Source: RefSeq, a predicted model, not a curated record